AUUUGUGUAUCCUUUUCAGAAGCUAUAAUGCACUGCGUUGAAGGCGAUAGAACAGUACAAAAGUGUUUAAAAUGUGAAAUCUAUUAUACUCCAACUGUUGAUUAUUUAAAUUGUUCAAUUUGUGAAGAAGCCAUUGAAAAUUGUUUAUAUUGUUCCCAAACCGAAUUUAAGUGUUUAAGCUGUAAACAUGGAUAUACAGUUUCUUCAAAUGGAAGUUGUAUUUCAUGUACUUCUCAAAACUCGGAUUGUGUAUCUCCACAAAUUGGAUCUUGUCAAUACGGACUUUCUUUGUUUGAUAAUUAUUGUUAUGAUUGUAUUUCUGAAAUAGACGAUUGUGUAUUGUGUGAUCCAACACAAUGGGGAUGCUCAAAAUGUAUUUCUGAAAAAACACUUUUUAAUGGAAUUUGUGUUGAUUGUAAUAUUACAAAUUGUAAUAAAUGUUCAACGGAUUCAUAUGAGUGUGAAUUGUGUCAAACUGGGUAUUACAUUUUGAAUGGUAUUUGUGUUCUUAUUUGUGACAAUGAUAAUAACUGUUUGGAAUGUAAUGGAGAAGUUUGUUCGAAGUGUCGUCUUCCCUACGUUUUAAAUGAAAAUUUCAAAUGCGUUCAAUGUGUCGAUAAUGAAAAUAUUUCCAAAUGCAUUAGAUUUGAAAAUGUAUGUGAUUAUGAAUAUUUUCCAAAUAAUAAUUAUUGUUGGGAAACUUCAAUUUAUUUUGACAAUUGUCAUAUGGCGAGUCGUACGACUUAUGAGUGUGUUCUUUGUGAUGAGGGAUAUGGUUUAAAUACAUUAAAUCAAUGUGAGAGAUGUGAAUAUGGUUGUUUAUCAUGUUCAUUCAACAGUACAUUUUGUGUUUCUUGUGUCACCGGUUUUUCAAUUUCAAAUGGAAAAUGUUUUAUAAUUUCUAAAAAAGAUUGUGAUAUUUACAAUAUGCCUUUGGGAUGUGAAAGUUGUGCAAAUUUAAUGUAUCCAAUAGAAGGAAGAUGUUUAUCAUGUGAGAUUGACAAUUGUGACAUUUGUAAAGAAGAAAGUUGUUUAAAAUGUUCUUUUAAUAAAACAACAACUGAAACUCCAUUAGAAUGUGUUCAACAAACAGUUUCACAUUAUAAUUAUUAUUUGAAUAUAAAUAAUACAUGCGAAGAGUGUCCUUUAUAUUGUAAUUCUUGUGUGUUUAUUAACAAUCAAAUCCGAUGUAAAGCAUGUGCAAUUAAUCAUACUUUAUCCGAAGAUUCAACAAAAUGUGAGUUAAAAGAAACACAUUGUGAAAUUAGUUACAAUGGAUAUUGUUAUACAUGUCAAAAUGGUUCUACAAUUAAAAAUGGUAUUUGUUCUUUAUGUACUCAAAAUUGCGAAAAGUGUAAUUAUGAUGGUUGUGAUAUUUGCAAACAGAAUUAUUUGAUAGUACCACAAACAAAAGAAUGUUUAUUUUACGACAAAUGUACAGAAAUUAAUGAUAACAUUUGUACCACUUGUUCUAUUGAAUUGUAUAAAACAGGAGAUCAGAAUUCCAUGUGUGAAAAUUGUUCAACUUAUUGCGAAUAUUGUUCUGAAUCCCUUUGUCUAAAAUGCAGAAAUGAAUAUUAUUUGUCUGAUACAUCAACGUGCGAAGUUGAUACAAAACAAAACAGGCAAUUAAUGCAAACAACAAAAACAACUUUAACAUCAAACUGCGCGAUAGUUCAAUCAGUUGGAUGUAUUCGAUGUGAUGUUGGGUAUUAUUUAUAUAAUUCCAAAUGUGUGAAUUGUCCAUCACAUUGUAGAAUUUGCUAUAGUCCAAAUGAAUGUGCGGUUUGUGAUAUAAAUUACACAUUACAAGGGAUAUCCUGUGAAUUGCUUAAUACCGAAAAUGGGUGUCAGACAUUUCAAUUAAAUAAAAUAAAGUGUGCAAUAUGUUUAUCUGGUUAUGUAAUGAAUCGAGAAGGAAACUGUGAAAAGUGUCACUUGUCAUGUGACACUUGCAUCAAAGAUUCAACUAUUUGUUUGACGUGUGCAGAACAUUAUUUUAUGAAUAAUUCUCGUUGUGUAAGUACCACUCAAAUAGCAAAUUGUGUCACUGCAGGUUCACAUACAUGUUUAAAUUGCUCUAAAGGGUAUUAUCUCAAUCAAAACGGCUUUUGUACAAAAUGUCAUCCAAAUUGUUUGUCGUGUGAUUCUGAAACUGUUUGCACGAGCUGUUUUGACAAUUUCGUAUUUUCCAUGACAAAAUGUGUUGACAUGGUAUUAAUUCAACAUUGUACAAGUGCUAAAAAUGGUCUUUGUGUUACGUGUGAAAAUGGUUUUAUUCUCAAAAACAACUUUUGUAAAGAAAAGACGAAGAUAUGGGUAUACAUUGUCAUACUAUUUUCUAUUAUACUAUUAAUUAUAAUUAUAAUAUCAAUUAUCAUAUUACCGCUCUAUUUUAUCUUUAAAAAACACAAAAAUACAGAAGAGAAAACAAUAUUUAAAAUGGAAAGAUCAAAUUUAAUUUUUACCAGUUUAGAUUCAGUUUUAAGUUCUAACAAAAAGUUGAUUGACUUCGAUAACAUUCAAAUUCCAGUUAAUAAAGAAACUCGCGAACUUCUAUGUUUGGGAAACAAGUCGAAACACCACAUAAAAUUACAAUUGAGUGUGAUUACAGAUGAAAGAGUAACAAUUCAAAUUAAUCCACAAAUUGUCGUUCUCAAAAAUGGCGAAGCGUGUGAAUUUGAAAUUUUGGUGACCCCAAAUUGUACGUGCAAAAUUUCGUCUUUACUUAAAUUGAUUUACAUCGACUUUAAAACAGCCAAAGAAACCGUUUUUUGA
Entamoeba invadens IP1 is the source of this 2778-nucleotide messenger RNA. Its product is annotated as tyrosine kinase, putative. The transcript has 2 exons. NCBI's taxonomy places the organism in Eukaryota, Evosea, Mastigamoebida, Endamoebidae. The record is from RefSeq and is a predicted model, not a curated record. The annotation marks the transcript as partial.